GUCAUACCCUGCACACAAAAUAGCCGGCUGCCGAACAGCGCUCCUGUUCACUUUUGGCGUACGAUGAAAAUGCACCUGAAAUGGGUUAAUGUUUUUUGAGUUUCUGCCUAGAUCGACGUUAAUUUAGCUUAAGUUUUGCUUUGAAAUUUCUCACCUGGAACUUAUCAUGCUUUUUAGCCCAAAACAUACAAAAAAACACAAACGUCUUUCAAGAAAAUGCAAGUUGUUAUGGCAACUACGGUGAUAGUGGCUACCAGCAAUGCCAGCUGAGCAGGAGUAGAACCAAAAUGAUCUUUCGGUGUCUGACAUCAACAUCAUGCCGCUGGCAGCAUUCCCAGCAUUUGAGUGUAAUCAGUUGGCAAGAGUUGUACUAUCCUGUGAGCCUGUCACGUGUUUCUGUCCUAAGCUAAGUGGCUAACGUUUUCCAGCUUGAGCUAUCUCGCCUCUGGAGGUCCCCUCUCACGGCGUUUAAUCGGCGGACGACUCUCACUCGGCCGUCACGAUGAAGUACAUCCUCGUCACGGGCGGCGUCAUCAGUGGCAUCGGCAAGGGCGUCAUCGCCAGCUCCAUCGGCGCCAUCAUGAAGACCGUCGGCUUCCGCGUCACGUCCAUCAAGAUCGAUCCGUACAUCAACAUCGACGCCGGCACGUUCUCUCCCUACGAGCACGGCGAGGUGUUCGUUCUGGACGAUGGCGGCGAGGUGGACCUGGAUCUGGGCAACUACGAGCGCUUCUUGGACGUGACGCUGCACCGCGACAAUAACAUCACCACCGGCAAGGUGUACCAGCAGGUGAUCAACCACGAGCGAGAGGGCCGCUACCUGGGCAAAACGGUGCAGGUGGUUCCCCACAUCACCGACGCCAUUAUGGACUGGGUGGAGUGCGUGGCCAGGAAACCGGUCACUGUGGACGGUCUCGAGCCGGAGAUUUGUAUCAUCGAGCUGGGCGGUACCAUCGGAGAUAUCGAGGGCAUGCCGUUUGUGGAGGCGUUCCGUCAGUUUCAGUUCCGAGUGGGCCGCGGCAACUUCUGCUGUGUGCAUGUGUCGCUGGUGCCACAGCCGUCCAGUACUGGAGAGCAGAAGACUAAGCCGACGCAGGCGUCAGUGCGCGAGCUGCGCGGUCUCGGCCUGUACGCCGAUAUCAUCGUCUGCCGCAGCGAGAAACCCAUCGGGCCGGAGGUGAAGCGCAAGCUGUCCAACUUCUGUCACGUGGCGCCGCACCAGGUGAUCUGUCUGCACGACGUGGACACGCUGUACCGGGUGCCGGUGAUGCUAGCCGAGGAGCGCGUUCUGCACGCUCUGCAGGAGUGCCUCCACCUCCGCCUGCCCACAGGAAUGAAGCCGCGUCGCUGCAUGGCGCGCUGGCGUGACCUGGCCGAGCGCGCCGCCCACCUCAGACGCACCGUCACCAUUGCGCUGGUCGGCAAGUACACGUCGCUGCAAGACUCGUACGCCAGCGUGAUCAAAGCGCUGCAGCACGCGGCGCUGGCCGCCGGCCGCCGGCUGGACCUGCAGUGUGUCGAGUCGGAGCAUCUCCAGGAUGCCUGCAAGACGGACGACCCGGUGCGCUACCACGAGGCGUGGCGUCACCUGUGCCGCGCCGACGGCCUCCUUGUGCCCGGCGGCUUCGGCCACCGCGGCGUCGAGGGCAAGCUGGCUGCCAUUCACUGGGCGCGCGUCAACAACAAACCCUUCCUGGGUGUUUGUCUCGGCAUGCAGGUGGCUGUGAUCGAGUACGCGCGUAACGUGGUCGGUCUGAAGGACGCCACUUCGACAGAGUUCGUCCAGGACACCUCCGAGCCUCUCAUCAUCGACAUGCCAGAGCACAACACGGGCCAGAUGGGCGGCACGAUGCGGCUGGGCCGGCGUGCUACCGAGUUCAAGGACGGCAAGCCGUCCUUGCUGCAGCAGCUGUACGGCACUGCACGCGUGGAUGAGCGUCACCGGCACCGCUACGAGGUGAACCCGGUCUACGUGGAGCGCCUCGAAAAGGCCGGGCUACACUUCGUGGGCCAGGCCGAGGACAAAGAGGCGACGCGAAUGGAGAUAGUCGAGCUGCCAGACCAUCCGUACUUCAUUGGCGUUCAGUUCCACCCGGAGUACCUGACCCGACCAACGCGACCCUCGCCACCCUACCUGGGUCUCGUGCUAGCCGCCUGCGGCAAGCUGACCAGCUACCUGGCCAAGGGUCGCCGGCUGACAUCGCGCUACCGUCGGGAGAGCACUGGUGACACUUCAUCCGACGAGGAGCUGGCAGAGCUGAGCCAGGCCGUGACCGGCUGUAUGACCCCGGUCACGGAGGGGGCGCGUGACACGCCGGCCAGCGGGGCGGCCUCUGAGGGCAGCUCUGGGGGCAGCGAGGAGGCGGCGGCUGCCGCGGCAGCGGCCGCGCAGUCCCCUCUGGUCGGCGCUGGAGACUCUGCAGUCGCGGCCGGCGAGCAGAAGACGGCGGCGAAGGCGGCCAAACCGGCCCCAGCAGCGUCUGCAUAGGAGUUCAAUGAUCUUAGGGCGGCGGUGGUCGAGGCCGGGGCGCCUCGCGUUCCUGGGGACAGCGAGAGGCGCACAGGGAGCAGCCCUGCUCAGCAAGACAGGCUACGUGACUGUGAAUUGAAUUCGUGUCGGUAGUUUGAGAGAGAUGAUUGGCCAGUUUUCCGUACUAAGUGCGAGGAUGCUACCUGUAAGUGCCAUGCAUGCGGAUUGCGGAGGUAUUCGAGAAUGUACUUAGCAGUUGCAAUUGAUUCGACAAUCCUGUAAGAGCCGAGUGGUUUUAGUUCAUCUUUUUUUCGGUUAGUACAAAUAUCUGUUCAAAUACCGCUUUCUUUGUCUCAUGCGUGAAAAUGUGUGCAAAUUUCACUAGCUCCGAAUGUGCGUUUCUUGUUGGCGUUUCUUGCAAGCAACUGUGAGGCUUAGGAAAGGGUUCUCAGCCCUUUAUCGUUUUCGAUGGACUCAGCUCAAGAACGGCAUCUCUGGUUUUUCCGGAAUGAUAUUACCCAUGUUCUGAUUGAUAUUUGUGAUGGUCUGAUAGUCCUGAAGUUGUGUUUGUUCACUUUGUAAGGCUCAGACAGUAAAGGCUCAGGCAGUAGCGGCGUGAUGUGUCAGCAAUUCAUGGAAAAACUUAUUUUGAGCGAGGGCAAAAAUGUCGUUUUGACCCUACUGUGAAGGCACUUUACGACUGCCAACACGUAUUUUUGUAACUUUUAGUCGAGUUUUGCGUCAACGCUCUGAAAUGAUAUUUUAGGUAUUGCAGAUAGAAAAAGUGCUGACGUGCUGUGCACUAAAAAGAAUAGCCUGCACUAGUUGGCUGUUGAUGUGUUGCCGAAUCCUGGCAAUAUUUGCCAUAGGUACUUUGAUGAACGUCGUAAUCGUCACCCUUUUCCCUCGGCAACGUAGCACUGAAGCGCGCUUCCUUGGCUCAGAUAUAUGACACGUUAGUUUUUGGCCCCGACUGUCAGUGCCGGCACUUGUGUCAUUACUUGCCGACCAGGCGUAGGACUGUUUACAGAAGACGUCGCGAACGUUAUCUACCCUCCACGUAACCGUUCAUGACGUGAUGCUCUAAGACAUUCUUGGAAUGAGGCCGUCCCGUGUUGUUUGCAGAACUGCAGGCAUUUCCUCGUACGAACAACCCCAUUUCCGACCAGUGCCAUCUGAUUCAAUAAACAAAGGCCGGCUGGCACGCCGCAUGGCCGGCGACGUAA
Messenger RNA from Amphibalanus amphitrite, 3696 nucleotides. RefSeq names its product CTP synthase 1-like (gene Ctps). The coding region runs from base 503 to 2488 and encodes 661 amino acids. The transcript has 2 exons. Lineage: Eukaryota; Metazoa; Arthropoda; Thecostraca; Balanomorpha; Balanidae. The record is from RefSeq and is a predicted model, not a curated record. Gene Ontology annotation, molecular function: CTP synthase activity; identical protein binding. Gene Ontology annotation, cellular component: cytoophidium; cytoplasm. Gene Ontology annotation, biological process: pyrimidine nucleobase biosynthetic process; CTP biosynthetic process.